CUGAUUUUCGUUCAAAACGUGUCAUUCUUGUCAUUCUUGCAACGUCGUAUUUGUACGUAUUUGUAGUAAUUUUCUGAGUGCACUGCAUAGUAUUUAGACGUGAAUGGUUUUAUGUAAUCCUCUUGUAUUGAUUGACAGGAGUUGUGUGUGAAUGGAGUGAACGGAUAUGAAUUAAAACACGUUUUAUCUAAACGCCAUUACGGCGUACGCCACGUUUUUAGUCCCGCGAGAAAUAAGUUGACGUGGCAUAAAGUUAUGACCCGACAAUAAUGGUAAUGUUGUAUUGAAAUAUAUUCAUACAACAUGACAUGCGAAAAUGGUGAGAGAAUGGAAUGAAAAGAUACGAAUAGGUCUCUUAUGUUUAACAUGGUACUCAAUAAGUUCUCUCAACAAUAUUAUCAACAAGAAAUUGCUAACUCAGUUUCCACACCCGAUUUCGUUGUCCUUAAUACAUCUUUUUUCGUCUGCUGUCUAUCUCGGCCCGCUUCUUGAUGUUUGGAAGGUUCCUGGGCAGCAAAAGAUACCAUCCAGGACGUUUUUUCAACUAAUUGUUCCCUUGGGUUUGGGCAGAGUAUUCGGAUCUGUGUCAGCCCAUGUUACAAUAUGGAAAGUUCCUGUCUCAUAUGCUCAUACAGUAAAGGGAAUGAUGCCAAUUUUCACUGUGAUAUUAUCCAGAAUAAUAAUUGGAGAGAAGCAUUCAUGGAAGGUUUAUCUUUCCCUCAUCCCAAUUAUAUGUGGUGUUGCAAUUGCAACAAUGACAGAAAUCUCCUUUCAUAUUGUUGGACUUAUAAGUGCUUUGAUGUCAACUAUUUGUUUUGCUUUACAAAAUAUUUAUUCAAAAAAGGUUCUAGAAACUUUAGAAAUGAAUCACCUCAGAUUAUUAGUAGAAAUAUCAAAAGUUUCUGUUAUAACUAUUAUUCCAUUCUGGAUUUAUUAUGACUAUGUCCAUGUCAUGAAGUUAACAAAUUUAAAUGAUGAAAAGAAUGAUGCAUUUUGGAUUUUGGUCUCGCUGCUGGUCAGUGGUCUCCUGAAUUUUGCCCAAAGUAUGGUGUCGUUUACAGUUCUUAGUCUUGUCUCACCGCUAAGUUAUUCAGUUUGUACAGCUGCAAAGAGGAUUUUAGUUAUUACAAUUUCAUUGCUGGUUCUUAAGAAUCCAGUCACUAUUGUGAAUGUUUAUGGAAUGAUGAUAGCAAUUCUUGGUGUGUUAUUUUAUAAUAAGGUAAAACUUGAUGCACGAAAAGCGAAGGGAUUGCUAUUGCCAGUGACCGCAAGGAAGCGAUCUAAUUUAUAUUUAAAUUACAAUGGAAAUGUUCACGAGUAUUGAUAUAUAUACCUUAGUCCUUAGACUUAGUGUAGUAAUGUAGUAUAUUCUUUAUAAAUAAAUAAAUAAAUAAAGUUCUAUUUACGUUGUCGACGUAUGUAAGUGUAUAAACAGAUAUUUUCUCGGAGCGGGAAUGAUAAUUGAGCCUUUUGAGGUAAAUUUAUAGUAAGUUAGUUGCAUAAACAGACAAACUUCUUUAUUUUGUUUUUCUCUUCACUUUAUAAACUAUAAAGAAUGACUUUCUUACAUGAAAGGGGCAAUUAAAUUAAUAAGGACAUAUCAUCCGGCAUUGGCAGCGCGUUAGGAGUCUUCAUGCAUGUAUGCUGGCCCAGGUGUGAAGCCAGGAAGCGAAUAACAUAAUGAAAGUAAUUUUUUCUA
Dendronephthya gigantea is the source of this 1699-nucleotide messenger RNA. Its product is annotated as solute carrier family 35 member E1-like. Gene Ontology annotation, molecular function: antiporter activity. The coding region runs from base 317 to 1324 and encodes 335 amino acids. Gene Ontology annotation, cellular component: Golgi apparatus. The transcript has 7 exons. The record is from RefSeq and is a predicted model, not a curated record. Lineage: Eukaryota; Metazoa; Cnidaria; Anthozoa; Malacalcyonacea; Nephtheidae.